AGGAUUGCAGUUUUAUGAUCCUUGGCAUGACUGCUGAGGCACGCGACGACCCUAAGAUGAGAGAGAUCUCAACACAAGUCCACAAAGGAGUGUCAAAUUGCAUUGAAUCUCAAUUUGCUGGUCUUGAUCAUGGAAUUGGCGUGGCAAUAGAAACAAACUGGAAAAUGGCAGCCAUGAACUACGCUGAACAGGAUGUUUUACGCGAUUGUGUGCGGAUGAGAAGACAGAUUCCGAAAAAUCUCUCCAGGGCAAUAUUGGCUGUGCCUAAAAGCGGGGCUGUUGGAGAGAAGGAUUUGGAGUUUCUCAGCCACUUGUUGAACCUGGACCUCACACUUCACCCUUGGAAUAACUGGAAACUGGCUGGGGACAAGGUCAUGAAAAUAAGUGAAAAACUUGCAAAAUCAGAGAUUCCCCUGAUGAAAGUGUCCAACCUGCCUACUGAAGCAGAACUGUUUGUGUCUGAGAAGUCAAGACUCAUGGACUUGGCCGUUCUUUGGGGACAUGGGUUGAAGUUGAAGGCAAACAUUGGAGGCUCUGAAGAGGAACUCAUUUCCACUGAUUUUAAUUGGCUGAUGGAAAUUGUCAACAAGCUGUUGACUGCUCCUGCUCCAAGAUCAUGUGACCUUUGUUGCCUAGGCGAUAAGGUGCCUUGCUGGACGGAAAACGAUGUGAUGAAGAUGUUACCUGAGAAUACAACAGAAGCGAAGACACUUCUGCUUGAGAUGCUGAAGGAGAAGGGAUAUUUAUUGACAUUUCCCAUUGAUGUGUGGUCCUCCAUGAAGGAUGUAUCGUUCGUGUAUGUACGAUAUUCCGACCUGCCUAAGGCUGCCCCAGAACUGAUGAAGCAGUACUGGCCAGACAAUGACAAUAUCGGGCCCAGGGUUAAACAGAAGGAGAAAUUCUACUUCUGUGCUCCAGGCCUCCCUCAGACAUUCUUUGCAACUCUGCUUCGGGAGAUGUUUGCCCUUGGACCACCAACUCUUGCUUGGCAGACGGGAGCCCUGUUCCUGAGAACAUACCUGACUGUACUAGUGGAGAUAUACCCACAUGUCUCAGACAAGUACCAAGUUAUCGUGCUACAGAUUCGGGGCAAUGCCAGUUCAUCCACAUUUCCACAAGACCCCCUGUGGACAACCCUGAAGCUGUACUCCAACAUUAUAGACAUGAUGAUGAUGAUUAACACCAUUCCUGCAGUGAAAGCAGUAAUGUGCAGUAAAUGUAAGGACAAGUCAUCUGCAGAAGAACUAUUGUCCAAGUUUGUCAACUGGAAGGGACACUUCCUCAUGGAGUUUCUGGUACGCGAGGAACACCACCUCCGAUGUGGGAUAUGUAAGGCACAGCCUAAACGAGAUGCCGAGAUAGGGCCUGCCCUAUCAACAGCUGACCUUGUGCCUAACCAUGACCAGAAAGGCUGCGCCCUGGGGACAACCAACCCCCUAAAUCGAUGCCUUAUGUGCCAGAACUGUGCGGUAGAUGGGGUCAGGUGUAACGUCAACCUGAAACAUGGCAUCAAAAACUGGCACUGUGACUGUGACCGGGAGGCCAAACUCUGCUCAUACUGUGGCAUGUGCCAGCGGUGUUUCUUGGCCAUCAAGAAAACUGCUGCAAUUCUGGAGCCAAAAUUUGACCCGUUAAGCAAGGGCAGCUACGCCCAGGAUCAGAUGAUCGCUGAUGACAAGGUCAAGGUCACUGAGAAGGGCAGCAUGUAUGGCUUCAUUGAAGUGGAUACGAUAAAAACACUGGACAGGAGUGUGCUCACCCCGAAUUAUUCCCCGAACAUGGAAGUAACACUACUCAGCGAGGGGUUCUUUGGUCUCGAUCUGGCAGCGUGGGAAAGAAGAGGCCAGGGCCCCAUUGGAGUUCACUACUACAGCAAGAGCGGAGUGUCAAAGACAAAUAUCAAGGGCGUGGACAAAGUUGGUACUCCAAUGCCAUGCAAUCAUGGUGACACUAUUUCCAUCGCCCUAAGAUACAAAGAGAUGGAUGCACUGUCAAAAGCCAAUGAAACUGGCAAUCAGGAACUAUUUGAAAACAUGCAGUUAACCUUGAAACUGAACGGGACUACUUUCUUUGAGCUUGAUCUUGGGGCUACUCAGGUUACCGUGACGAUAUGCAACAACGAAUCAGAGAGCGUCUUUCUUCAGGUUCAAACACCAGGAAAGUUCACCCCUCCAGAAAGAAAGCCCUCAAAGGACAAAAGCUGUGGGCCAGUGGUGGCUAACCUACCUUGUUCUGUUGAAAUGAAGUUGAUCAAUCUACUUGAUGGAAUGGAGUUUGUGUGUUUUGGUGGAAAGGGCAUCAGUCUGUCAGGGUCACCUUGUGUUGUGAUGCCAGAGGAGAAAACACUGGGAAUGCUCAAGCACCCUACUUGGUCCACAUAUAAAGAUGUACGCAUUCAUCAUAUGUGUCUCACAUGGAAUGCCAGCUUGUCGAAGAAGACAGUCCUUGGACCCUCCUCUCACAAGGAAACACCCUCCCAGCUUCCACCUUUUGGUGACCGAAUCAAAAGUGGAGAAUGGGCCAUGUCCAAACUAGUCCAUCUCAUUGACAAUGAAGGUAUAAAUCCGGUGGGAACCACAUUUGAUGUAGAGAACAAUGCUUUUCUGAUGUGUGUCUGGCAGUUUAUUCUGACAACGUAUCCAGAGAUCUUGCUGCCAGAAACAACUGACCAACUUUUAGGUCCUGGCAUUGUGAAUGAACACAAUAUAGAUCAGGUAAAGGAAGGCCUAAGACAUCUUCUUAAGGCUGGUAUGUGGCUCCACUACUCCAGGAUCGACCUAGACCACCUGAGAAAAUCUUUCGCCGUGCAAGGGUCUGGGGGAAAAAUCUUCAAAGGGGAAUUCUUGACAACUAAGAACGAGCUGGUUAGGACAUCGACAGAAUCACAGGAAAUAAGCCAGGAUUACUUUGAGAAAACAGGCUACAUGGUGGUGACAAGCAAAUUUAACCGAAAUCUUGAGCUGUACCUCUGUCCGGGCCACAAACACACUAUGAUCAAUAAGACCGGGCUGGAAGAAAUUCCCAAGAAUUUGUACGGGAAGUACUCCCUUUUCGUCACGUUUAUUGACCUUCAACACAACGAUUUGACACACCUUCCCAAAGAGUUUUUUGAGAAUCUGCCGAAUGUGACGCACAUCGCUGUUGGCCAUAAUUUCAUCCAAAAUCUUCCAAGUACCAUUGGUUGCUGCAAGAAGCUGUUAUCCCUACAAAUCCACGAAAACAACAUUUCCAAGUUGCCUGAUACAUUUGCCGAUCUAAAGCUACUGCAGACUCUUGAUAUCGGCAACAACUGCUUUCCAGAGUUUCCCCCCAUGAUAACCAAGAUUACCUCCCUUACAAGACUGCUUCUACACAAUUCUUUCUUCACAGACUUACCGGAAGAUAUUGGAAACCUGAAGAACUUGAGGCAGCUCCAUUUCCAGGGCAACUGUCUCUCAAAAUUACCAGAAAGCUUCAGAGAACUAGAGUCAUUGGAGGAACUCAUUUUGAGUGGAGUACACUGGAUCUACCUGCCCAGCAACAAAGAAACGAUUACCAGAUCCAGCUUCAAGUUUACCAUACGUAAAAAGUUCAGCAGAUGGCUCUAUGCUAACAGACAGGAUUGGAAUAGCUUGUUUUCAAUGUUUGACGAAAAUCAAAACGGUGUUUUGGAUGCAAAGGAGGUUGGCAAAUUAAACGCAACUGUCUUCAAUCUUUUUCCACGUUUUGGCUACAAGGGCAACGAGCCUCCAGAUGAAGAUAUGCCGCAUGGAUUUCCAAUGCAGAUAUGCUCCUGCAAGAAACUUGAGGUCUUGUACCUUAAGUGCCAAGGCAUAACACGAGUCCCUCCAGAGAUAAGACAAUUGGAGAAACUAAUUGAUCUACAGCUGUCCCACAAUCCAAACCUGAUCUCCAUUCCAGCAGAGCUCAGUGAACUGUCCCGCCUUAAAAAACUGGAAUUAGAUGACUGUCCAAUGCUAAAGACGCCACCCCGGGAGAUUCGAGACAAGGGAGUUCACUCCAUCAUGGGCUAUCUGAAAAGCUUGAUGAGUGGAGAUGUUCUUAGUAAGAGGACCAAACUCAUGCUCGUUGGACUUGGAGGGGCUGGGAAAACAAGCCUGGUGAAGGCAUUAUUGAGUGACAAUGGGAAGAUGGAGAAUGAUAAGGACCAUGACAUCACGGAUGGUAUUGACAUAAAGUCAUGGGAGGUGAAACAUGAGGACGAGACGAUCACAUACAACAUGUGGGACUUUGCUGGCCAGACAGUCUACUACAACACACAUCAGUUUUUCCUGUCCCCCAACCGUGCCAUCUACCUGCUACUUUGGAAUGUGAGGUUGGGCCACGAGCAUGCUGGCCUGGAUUUCUGGCUUAACUCCAUCUGCGUGCAGGCUCCCAAGGCCCCUGUGUUUGUGAUUGGCUCUCACAUUGACCAGGUCAGCAAGAGUGAGCUGCCCCUGGAGGAGAUGCAGCAGAAAUUUCCGCAAGUGGUUGGCUUCCAUUUUGUCAGCUCCUUCACUGGACAGGGAAUAGCAGAACUGAAGAAGCAUUUGUUUGAGGUAUCGCUGCAGCAGCCAUACAUGGGGGAACACAUUCCAUCAGUCUGGCUGGAGUUUGAAAAAAACAUUCAAUUGGUAAAGAGAAAUGCAGACAUUAUUGCGUACACAGAGAUGGAAAAGCUUGCGUACAAGUGUGGACUUUUUGAACCGUCUGAGAUAUACCAGGCAGUGCAGUUCCUCCAUGACCUUGGCGUUGUCCAGUACUUCACCAAUGAGUACCUCAAAUCCAAGGUCGUGAUUAACCCACAGUGGAUUGUUGAUGUCAUGUCGUGUGUGGUCUCAGUGAAAAGCAAUGUCAUAACAGACGGGAGGCUGAAGCAUGAUGAUGUUGGUGAAAUUUGGAGUAACUAUGGUAAAGGCCUGCACUCCUGGCUGCUCAGACUCACAGAGGAGUUUGAUUUGACCUUUGAACUCCCAGAGGAAAAGAUCAACCUCGUGCCCUGCCUUCUGCCUGAGGCUAAACCAAAGUUUGAAUGGCCGGUAGUUGAGAAAGGCUCGGACAUUAGGGAAACCAAGAUGGUGUAUACGUUUGACUACCUGCCUGUAGGGUUGUUCAACAGGGCACAGGUUCGACUCCACGGUCUGUCAGACAAGUCACUCAUCUGGAAAAAGGGGUCGUUUCUCAAGAAGAAUGUUCACCUCGCUCUCAUCCAGCAAACCAAGGACACAGAGAUGGUGGUGAUAGCCCAGGGUCCGCGACCUGACAAUAUCCAGUUCCUUGUACACGAGAUAUUCGAGGGGCUGAUCUCCGAGUCCUUCCAUGGCAUCACUUACGACUUCACCAUGCCGUGCCCGGAGUGCCAGAAAAUGGGAGUAAAGGAUGGCCACAUGUUUUCUGCUUCAACGAUCAGACGAGCCCUGGAGAUGAAAGCUCCGUUUCUGCAGUGUGUUCGCUACUUUCACACCAUAUCAUGUGUCACAUUACAAACACUGCUUCCUCCAGACAACCAGAGUGACUUUGACCUUCACCUUGUCCAGUGUGUUCAAGGUCUGCAGGAUCUCCACAAAGAGCUUACUGCUGACAUUUUCAUCUCGUUAUGUGCGAACGACUGUAACCUAAGCAACGACAUGUACAUACAACCCCCUCGUGUACUCAAUGACCUCAGGGCUAAAGGAUUCAAAUGCUUUUUUCACACCAACAACAACGGCAAGUCCACUGACGAGAUGGCCAAAGCUCUGAUUGAAUCCCGCAUAUUUCUGGCAUUUGUCUCCAUGAACUAUGCACAAGAUGAAGCCUGUGUGAACAUCUUCAAGUACGCAAGACGCUCCCUCAAUAAAACAAUUGUGAUUGUUGCCAUCGGCGAUGAUUUUGGCUUUGAGAAGACGAGGUUUGGGAUUCUUAUUCCUGAUGAGGUUUACAUCAACAUGACCAAGCCUAAGCUGACCCACUACGACACCAAGUUUGAUGAGCUUGUGAAGACAUUGAACAAGAAGAUGAACGUUCGUCUAGACGAGCUCGUCAAACCGGCCGUCUUCUUCAGCUACUCUUGGGUAAACUCCCAGCAUGCUGUCAGUCUUGGAACUAGGGAAAUCCCUGGAGCUUUGGGGGAGGAAGACCCACGGGAACUGAAAACAUACUUGGAGAGUAAUGGCAUUCCCUGCUGGAUCGAUGAGGAACAGAUUGGAAUGAAUGGUCUCAUUGAGGAUAUAGCGGAGGGCCUACUGUGUGCCAAGGUGGUGGUCGUCUGUGUGUCUGACGAGUAUGCCAAGUCUCCAACAUGUCAAAUUGAAUUCAGAUAUGCAGUGAGCAAGUUGAAACUUCCCCCUAUAUUUGCUGUAGUCGGUAGUGGGGACAGCUGGAGAGAAACAGAGAUAGGGUAUGUGUCCGUGCAGCACCCUGUGGUCUACCUUCAAGAGCACACGAAGAACUCGAGGAAAAAACUGCUCAAGCUAGUCCGUGAAAAGUUGGCGAGUUCAGAAGGGACCCAAGAUAGAGCGGAGGUCCAAAAGGCAGUCCAAGAAACAAACAAGAACCUCUCCUACCUGGAGUUGUUUGAACUGGCACAGCGAAAGCUGUCAAGGCAGCUGAUGAUGUUUGCAGAAAACCAGGACCUGGACAUCUACCCGCGUCUGUUUGUAGUUGACUUUGUCAAAGAACAAAUGGAUGCCGAAACAGAUGAAGAGUCCAUAGAGGAAAAGUUUGAGAAGGAAGACAUUGCUGAGAAGAAGAAGCUGGGGAGGCCGAUGCUGAAGAGACAGAUGUCCAGAAAGUCCACGAACAUGAUACCGCUGUACAAACUACAGAAGUUCUGCGUAUACACUCUUUGUGAACAUGAUGAGGGUUGGCACAGUGUAGCAGAACCAAUUGAGCUGCCGGCCAGUUUUGGUGUGGAAAGCCUGGAGGGAUUCGGGCCGUAUCUGGCCCGCAUUACGACUGUGAUGAAGUUCAACAAGCGACUGCCCCUGAACUGUCUGGCCGAGGGCAUUGGGGAGGGAUACAUUGAGUGGCUGGAGAGGAGUCCUGAAGCAAAUCUGUCGGACUACCAGAAUGUGUACCACACGUUCCGAGAAAUGGUCAGCAGCCUGGACGAGGAUAAGAAAAUGGGUGGCCUGCAGAGAUGUCAUCUAGCCAGUGGUAAAACCAUUUGGCUGUGUGAAGACCAUCGCAAAUCCAUGAAAGUGACGUUACUCAGUAAUGACGAUCAUGCAGGAAGCAGCUUAGCAAAGGAGAAAGAUGACAAGGCCACAGAAAUGAUGAUGUCAAUGCUAAGGACGAUGGACUACUCCGCAUUCAAGGGUGAAUUCAAAUCAAAUGGAAAUGCUACAAGGCCGAGAAGUGAAAUGUUAAAGUUUUCCAAGGGAACAAAAUAUACCAAUCAGGAAGAGUCAAAAAAAAACAAGGUUGACAACAUUAAAGUUGAGGAGCAAAGUCAUCAACAGAAUCGUCGCCGCCCCCGUGGCAAGAAAUCCAAAGGUGCUGAUGAAGAUGUUACUGACAGUGCUCCUAAAGGAACUGCUGAGGAACAGAACAACUCUGAAGCUGCUGACAAAAAGAAGAGAAAAGCAAAUAAAAAUAAAGGUGGAAAAUCACUUAGAUUUGUUGAGGAAGUAGUCGAUAUAGGCAAAUCCUUAAAUGAAAAGAAAGGUGGAAAAUCAACUGAAGAUGUGGUUGAUAUUGGAAAAUCUACUCUGUUUGACGAAGAAAUGGACAAGGAUGACGGAAUAAGCGAAGAAGAUUCUGAUGAGAUGGAAUCCGAACCGGAAUCUGUCAAGUCUGAAGUUAAGAGUGAGGCAGAAUCGGUUAAAGCUGAAGGUCCAGUGGUUCGACCGCCUGCAACAAGGCGAGAAAAUAGCCGCCCUCUACCAGGGCAGUCUAAAUAUAAAAUACCAGGGUACAAGAAUACUAGCAGGGCUUGCGAAAUCUCAUAAUCGAUGUGGACUUAUGAUUGAUAGUUACAUUUAAUCUGUUUUAGGAGGAUACAAAGUAAAUGUAACUUGUGCUUUGAUUGUUUUGAGUUUUAUAGAAUUCCAAUUAAUCAGUUUAAACAAAAAUACUAAUAAAAAUAUGUAGCUUAAAUAGAUAACAUGAUAUUUAUGGUAGUAUAUGAUUAAAAGCCUUUUGGGGUUUCUGGUUUAAUUAUUCAUUAAUUCAUUUUUUUAAUUGUUUCAAAAAUGUACUGGUUUGCUAAAAAUAUUUGAGAAAAAAACCAAAUAGAUUAUAAUAGAACAGUUACAAUAAAUUGUUAAAAAUAGAGUAAUGCAUAGAAUUCCGCUAAGAGAAUUGUAUGGCUUAAUCUACAUUUAUACUGUAGCAGACUGAGUGAAUUUUAACAUUGUUAUACUUAGUAAUGUAUGUACAUUUGUUAUAGGUUUUUAUGUUUCAUUUACUUAAGCCAAUUUAGACACUUAACUCUGCAAUAUGUUAAAGACAUGUUGUCAGAUAUAAUGUUUGCUCGGGGAUUUAUACCUUUAUAAAAUUUGUUUAAGAUGUUGUGCUUUAUGUCUCUACAAUAUGCAUAAUCAUGCAUAAUUUGAUAUUUAGGUGUUUUGAAUUUGUACUAUAUACAAGCUGAUAUUUUAUUGGUCUUAAACAUUCUUUUCAUAUAACUUUUUUCUGUUCUUUUAUAUAUAUAUAUUUAAAUUUAUUAUUUAUCGUAAAUUCUUCAUUCAUAUACUUUUUGGAAUUUUAAAACCAGUUUGUAACUUGGUGAGUUUCUGUCUUUUUGUUUUGUUAACUGUCUCACGAGGCUAAGCCAAUCAUUUGUUAAUUCUAUCUCUAGCUUCAGGUUACAGUUUCAAAACCUACAUGUACCUACCAGCUAGAAAUAACAAACUAUGUGCCAUAGAGUAAACAAAUCUUAUUCUCUUUUCAACAAUUGCCCUUCAUAGCAGAGUUGACCGGUGAAAAUAAUGAAGAAAGCAGCCUAUACAUUCGAAACAUUGUACUUCUCCCUGCAUGUCAUACAUUCUUUUUUUAACUUGAUAAAAGAUACAUUAUACAUUGUGCAUUAAGGGACUCUUUAAUUUGAAGUGUAUUAAGAGUAAAGUUCAAUGAUUACUUAAAGUUGUAUCGAAUUGAACAAUGAUGAUAAAUGAGGAAUAUAUAUUGCUAGCGUAAAGUCCAUGUUGCAUGAGACCCAGGGUCGAAUACAAUGUAUCUUUACACAAGCAAAGAGAAGUUAUACGAUCAAACCAAUCAACCGUAUAGCCUAAAAGUAUUUCUUAAAAAAAGAAUUAUAAUACCAGUAGUUUUAAAUUUGACAACAAACAUUCUAUUUGUUUCAUGAAGUAUUUCGAAAGUUGAUUGGCACAUGUAAUACAGAAUCAGAAAACGCAAUGUGUAAUACAGAUCUUUUUUCAGGUUUUCUUACUUGAAUUCAGGUUUAAAUUAUGCCAUUGUCUUAGUAGGAAAUUCAACAGGUAUAAAAUAUUUCAUGUAAUCCUACUGUAUUUUGUGUUGCAUUUCCUGUGAUAAAUUUUUUUACCGUGUUUUUCAUUUUCGAGAUUUCUUGAACAUGCAGUCUGUGAUUUAUAACUUAUUUAUAUUAUUCUUUAAUACACCUUUAUUUAUACAUACAUUCUAUACAAAUAUAUACAUGUGUGAUACUAAAGGCAUUGCUCAUUGUUUAUAAUAUUGAUACUUGAAAACAUUAUACAUUCUUUAUACAUUUCAAUUAUACUCGGCUUCUGUAGUAAGAAUACAUACUGUUGAUGCAUAUUUUAUUUACACAUUCCGUCCAAUAAAGUAGAUCUAUUGUAUGUUUGCUUGUUUCUAGUUUGUUUUUUCCAACAUUAUAUAUGGACUUGGUCCAUAUUCACCGUCAUUAUCUCAUUCAAAUAUAGUGCUUAAUUUCUGGUAGCAGAGCUGAUAGUGUACAACAAAAGAAAAUGAACAUUUUUAUAUUUCCGAUAAUUUUUAUUCUGGGAUGUUUUUUUCCUAUGAGGAGCAUUUUCUAUAUUUACUGUUACCGGGAUUUUUGUCUAAGACUAGCUAAUCGUACUUUAUAAUUAUUUUGCCCAUUUUCUUUUUUUCAGAAAAAUGUAUUAUUUCGGUUAAUAAAUGAGUUUAUUGAUUUUUUUAUGAUGAAAAUGAGACAUUUCGAUAUAAAAUUGCGAAAAGGAAAAAGGCAAUCUAAUACUCAAAAGUAAGAAGGGAACCUUUUAUCAGACUGUCUUUAAACUGGGCAUUUGUACUUUUUAUCUUUUAGUUUUGCAUUGUUUGACAAAUUUAAAAUUAAAUUUUGUCCAAUGAAAAUUAAGUCUGUUAAGAGCUAUUUCAUCCAUGAUUAAAGAAUAAAAUAUCCAUGACAAUGAACAAAAAUACCACAUUUAAAUGUUUCAUUUGAAUCAUUUACCAACGAUUAAAAACAUGGAGAAAAUCAAAAUGUAUACUUUCUUUGGUGUCUGAGAGUAUAAUGUAAUGUUUUAAAUAUUAAGUUAUACUGUUGUUUACAUCUUUUUGUUAGUAUAAAAUGAUCAUGGGCGAUUCUCGAUAAUGCCAUUUCACGAAGUUCGAGCAUAUUAGUUUAUUUGCUAUCCAAAUGCUUCUUGUCCAGUGUUGAAUAACCAUCGUCUUGGUG
This is a messenger RNA of Mya arenaria, 10558 nucleotides long. RefSeq lists its product as uncharacterized. The transcript has 57 exons. Gene Ontology annotation, biological process: signal transduction. Bases 15 to 7907 code for a protein of 2630 amino acids. Gene Ontology annotation, molecular function: protein binding; calcium ion binding. The record is from RefSeq and is a predicted model, not a curated record. Lineage: Eukaryota; Metazoa; Mollusca; Bivalvia; Myida; Myidae.